This is a messenger RNA of Medicago truncatula (barrel medic), 1230 nucleotides long. Its product is annotated as diacylglycerol O-acyltransferase 2D. The record is from RefSeq and is a predicted model, not a curated record. The transcript has 9 exons. Bases 120 to 1076 code for a protein of 318 amino acids. Gene Ontology annotation, molecular function: diacylglycerol O-acyltransferase activity. Gene Ontology annotation, cellular component: endoplasmic reticulum membrane. NCBI's taxonomy places the organism in Eukaryota, Viridiplantae, Streptophyta, Magnoliopsida, Fabales, Fabaceae. Gene Ontology annotation, biological process: triglyceride biosynthetic process.
UCAUUUCCCUUUUUAAGCUUGGAAACUCCGAGACAAUUCCACUUGACUUAUUUACCCCUAAUAUCAUUCUUUCAAUUUACUUAAAUCUCCUUGGUUCCUUCGUCAUUGAGCGUGGGAAGAUGGAGAAAGUGUUUGUAGGGAGUGAUAAGUUUGCUGAGUCUUCAUGCAACAGUUUCAACACUGUUCUUGCUUUGUUAUUAUGGCUUGGAGCUAUUCAUUUCAAUGGAGUAGUGAUGGUUUUUGCACUCUUCUUUCUUCCUUUCUCCAAAGCACUCUUGGUUUUUGGUUUUCUGUUUGUGUUGAUGGUGAUUCCUAUUGAUGAAAAGAGCUUAUUUGGUCGAAAAUUAGCCAGGUAUAUAUGUAAGCAUGCUUGUAGUUACUUCCCUGUCACGCUUCAUGUAGAGGAUAUAAAGGCUUUCCAUCCAAAUCGUGCUUAUGUUUUUGGUUACGAACCACAUUCAGUUCUGCCAAUUGGAGUUGUUGCGCUAGCCGACAGCACAGGUUUUAUGCCUCUUCCGAAAAUAAAAGUUCUUGCAAGCAGUGCAAUAUUUUACACACCAUUUCUGCGACACAUAUGGACAUGGUUGGGUCUGACACCGGCAACAAAGAAAAAUUUCACAUCCUUGCUGGAUGCAGACUAUAGUUGCAUCUUAGUCCCAGGUGGAGUUCAAGAAACAUUUUUCAUGGAGCACGGUUGUGAGAUUGCAUUUCUCAAGGCAAGAAGAGGAUUUGUCCGCAUAGCAAUGGAGAAAGGGAAACCCCUGGUUCCAGUUUUUUGCUUCGGACAGUCAGAUGUCUAUAAGUGGUGGAAACCAGGUGGGAAGCUAAUUCUGAAUAUCGCAAGGGCUAUCAAGUUCAUCCCGAUAUAUUUUUGGGGAAUUUUCGGAUCUCCAAUACCAUUCAAACAUCCCAUGCAUGUGGUGGUGGGUAGACCAAUUGAGCUUGAGAAAAAUCCGAAACCGACGCCUGAGGAGGUUGCUAAAGUACAUAGUCAGUUUGUUGAAGCACUUCAAGAUCUUUUUGAAUGCAACAAAACUCGAGCUGGAUAUCCGAACCUUGAGUUGAGAAUUGUUUGACAAUGUCACAACUUCGACCAAGUAUCUCCUCUUAGGUUAGGCUAUGUUUGGAUUGAUAAUACAACUUGUUUAAAUUAAGAAUGUAGAAAAAUGUAAGAACUCUGUGAUCAUGUCUCAGUAUUAUUAACACUAGUCAUCUUCUAGUAUUAUAAGA